Sinocyclocheilus rhinocerous is the source of this 600-nucleotide messenger RNA. Its product is annotated as retinol dehydrogenase 8-like. The record is from RefSeq and is a predicted model, not a curated record. The coding region runs from base 111 to 521 and encodes 136 amino acids. Lineage: Eukaryota; Metazoa; Chordata; Actinopteri; Cypriniformes; Cyprinidae. The transcript is spliced from 2 exons.
GUUCUAGAGGUUGAUCUUCAGAGCAGCAGUUCUUGAUCUGUGUGAUGCCUCUCUGUUGUUGAUUUGUUGAUCUCUGUUAUUGAUGGAGGUGUAUUUGUCUGCCUGUCAGUAUGUCAAUGAUCGAGCCCGGGCCCGUACACACUGAGUUUGAGAUGAAGAUGUUUGCAGAUGUUUCUAAGAAAGAGUAUGUCGGUACUGAUCCAGAGACGCUACACCACUUUAGGACCUGCUACCUUCCCAGUGCAGCGAACAUCUUCCAAGGCCUGGGCCAAACACCUGAAGACAUUGCCAAGUGCACUAAGAAGGUGAUCGAGUCGCCGCGGCCUCCAUUCCGUAAUCUGACGAAUCCUUUGUACACCCCGAUCGUGGCGCUGAAGUACGCGGACGAGACGGGCAGCCUGUCUGUUCACACCUUCUAUCACAUGCUGUAUAAUCUGGGAGGAGUCAUGCAUGUUAGUCUGAGUAUCUUGAAGUGCCUGAGCUGUGGAUGUUUACGGAGACAAGCCAUCUCACCAACCUAACACACACUCAUACUUGCAUAUGUGGUUUACAGUGACUCUCAUAGGUGUAAUGGUUUUUAUACCGCACAAACUGUAUAUU